This is a messenger RNA of Adineta steineri, 2928 nucleotides long. NCBI's taxonomy places the organism in Eukaryota, Metazoa, Rotifera, Eurotatoria, Adinetida, Adinetidae. The record is from the annotation of a GenBank genome assembly.
AUGGGUGCACAAAAAUUAAAAGCAGACCAUACAACAACAUCAAAAUCAAUAUCCUCAUCCAACAUUCGUCAACCAAGACAACGAAUGGCUCAAAAUUACCUUCUCCUAUGGGUAGAUACCAGCAUCGACCAAACAAACAAAGAUUAUGAAAAUACAUUAAAACAAAUACAAACUAUUACUGGUGAUGUCAAUGUCUUCAAGGAAAAAGAUGCAUGCAUUGACUUUCUUACAGAUACUCAAAAAGACAUCAAGUCAUUUCUCAUUGUCAAAGAUACUAUGUGUCAACAAAUAAUGCCCCUCAUUAAUGAUAUUCCUCAGCUGCAUGGUGUUUAUAUCUUGGAUAAUAUUAAAAUCCUACAUGAAGAAUGGACACAAAACUGGGCAAAAGUUAAAGGUAUACAUACAAAUAUCGAACAGAUCUGUCGAAGAUUACAAUCAGAUAUUAUACAAUAUCAUCACGACUCGAUAGCCAUGAGUUUUAUCACGGCCAAUGAAAUGGCUUCAACAGAUAAUUUAAAUCAGUUAGAGCCUACUUUUAUGUAUACUCAAAUAUUCAAGGAAAUUCUUCUUGAUAUGAAACAUGAUGAACAGGCGAUCAAACAGUUUACAGCUUAUUGUCGGCAUCAUGACUGCGGAUCGGCAAAGAAUAUCGAGGAAUUGGAAAAAAAAUACCAGCCUCGAUCAGCUAUUUGGUGGUACACUUGUCCAUCAUUUAUAUAUUCUAUGCUGAAUUAUGCUCUACGCUCUAUGGAAGGCGAUACCAUUAUUAAUAUGGGUUUUUUCAUUCAUGAUCUUCACCAACAGAUCCAACAACUAUACCAACAACAGGUUAAUAGUUAUCAUGGCAAACCUUUUUUAGUGUAUCGGGGACAAGGUCUUAUGCAAUCAGACUUUAAAAAACUUCAAAAAGCAAAAGGUGGACUUAUGUCAUUUAACAAUUUCUUGUCCACCAGUAAAGAUAAAGAAGUGUCCAUCUAUUAUGCUCGAGGUGCUUCAACAGAACCGGGGAAAGUAGGCCUUCUAUUUAUAAUGUCAAUUGAUCCUUAUAUUAAAUCACCACCAUUUGCUUCCAUAAAUGAAGAGAGUUAUUUUACGGAAGAAGAAGAAAUUCUCUUCUCAAUGCACACUGUCUUCCGAGUGGGUGCAAUAGAACACAUGGACAAUAUGAAUCAACUUUAUCAAGUCGAAUUACAAUUAACGUCGGAUGAUGACCAACAAUUACGAUUACUUACUGAUCGGAUACGAGAAGAAGCUGGUGGUGGUAAUGGAUGGGAGAGAUUGGGCAAUUUAUUGCUUAGAAUCGGUCAAUUUAAUAAGGCUGAAGAACUUUAUAACGUAUUACUCGAACAAACAUCUAAUGAAGAUGAAAAAGCGUUUUAUUACAAUCAGCUUGGAUUAGUGCACUCGAAUCAAGGUGACUAUGCAAAAGCUAUUUCGUAUGCCAAACAAGGACUUGAAAUUCAACAAAAAACUCUUCCGUCAAAUCACCCUAAUUUGGCUACUACAUACGGCAACAUCGGCAGUGUGUACGACUAUAUGGGAGAGUACUCGAAAGCACUUUCGUUUUACGAAAAAGAUCUUGAAAUCUGUCAAAACAGUCUUCCAUCAAAUCAUCCUAAUUUGGCUACUUCAUACAAUAACAUCGGUUUGGUGUAUUACCAUAUGGGAGAGUACUCAAAAGCACUUUCAUUUUAUGAAAAAGCACUUGAAAUUAAACGAAAAACUCUUCCUUCAAAUCAUCCUUCAUUGGCUAUUUCAUAUAACAACAUCGGUAGUAUGUAUAAAAACAUGGGAGAGUAUUCGAAAGCACUUUCAUCGCAUGAAAAAGCACUUGAAAUCUAUCAAAAAACUCUUCCUUCAAAUCACCCUGAUUUGGCUAUCUCGUAUAAUAAUAUUGGUAGCGUGUAUUAUAAUAUGGGAGAGUAUUCUAAAGCACUUUCAUCUCACGAACAAGCACUUGAAAUCUGUGAAAAAACUCUUCCUGCAAAUCAUCCUGAUUUGGCAACCUCAUUCAACAACAUCGGUGGUGUAUACGAUAGCAUGGAAGAGUACUCGAAAGCACUUACGUUUUAUGAAAAAGGCUUUGAAAUUAAACAAAAAACUCUUCCGUCAAAUCAUCCUGAUUUGGCUACCUCAUACAACAACAUUGGAAGUGUGUAUAAAAAUAUGAGAGAAUAUUCGAAAGCACUUACAUUUUACGAAAAAGAUCUUGAAAUCUGCGAAAAAACUCUUCCAUCAAAUCAUCCUUCAUUGGCUACUUCAUACGGUAACAUUGGUAGCGUUUAUUACAGCAUGGGAGAGGACUCGAAAGCACUUUCAUUUUAUGAAAAAGCACUUGAAAUUCGACAAAAAACUCUCCCUUCAAAUCAUCCUUCGUUGGGUACUUCAUACAGUAAUAUCGGUAGUGUGUAUCACAAUAUGGGAGAGUAUUCGAAAGCACUUUCAUUUUACGAAAAAGACCUUGAAAUCUGUCACCAAACUCUUCGUUACUAUCAUCCUGAUUUGGCUACUUUAUACAAUAACAUCGGUUCGGUUUAUUACAGUAUCGGAGAGUACGCUAAAGCGCUUUCGUUUUGUGAAAAAGCAAUUGAAAUUCAACAAAAAACUCUACCCUUAAAUCAUCCUUCAUUGGCUAUUUCAUACAACAACGUUGGUUUGGUGUAUUCCAAGAUGGGAGAGUACUCAAAAUCACUACCAUUUUACAAAAAAGCACUGGAAAUCUAUCAAAAAACUCUUCUUUCAAAACGUUCUCAUUUGAGUACUUCUUACACCAAGACUGAUCGAAUUUUUAGAAAUAUGAAAGACUAUUCGAAAGCACUUUCAAAUUAUGAACGUGUUCCAGAUAUCAGACAACGUGCAUUACUUCGAACUCAUCCUCUUAUUAAAGAUGUGACAGAGAGUAUUGAAAUUGUAAAAAAGAAAUUAUAG